UGCACCUUUCCAAAGAGUACACGCUGACUUUGCGGGCCCAUUCCUGGGCAGCAUGUGGCUAUUAUUAGUAGACUCUUACAGCAAGUGGCCUGAAGUUGUUCAAAUGAACACAAAUACAACAUCUAGUGCUACAAUACGUGCUUUUAGAUCCAUAUUCUCUCGUACAGGUAUCCCAAUCUGUCUGGUAACGGAUAACGGACCACAGUUCGUGUCGGAUGAAACUGAGGGAUAUCUGAAAUCCUGUGGUAUAAAGCACGUGACUGUUCCGACGUAUUCUCCCAAAUCAAACGGAAUCUGCGAACGACUUGUUCAGUCGUUUAAAUCCGCCCUGAAAAAGAUGUCUGUAACCAGUAAGGACGUGUGCAAGAAUCUGAACGAUUUUCUGCUAACUUACCGCAACACACCCCAUUCGUCUACUGGUCAAACACCAGCUGUGUUAGCGUUCAACAGAACUCUGCGAUCUAAACUACACCAAAUCAAACCAACCGAUCGGAUGAGGGAGCAGGAAUUGCAAUCUGAGAAACUGCAAGUUGCAAUUAACGAACACCCCAGAACUCGAGAGUUCCGGGAAAAUCAGCUCAUUUUCGCCAAAAUGGACGACAAAAGCCACUGGGAGCAAGCUAGAGUAAUCAAAAGACUCGGUGAUAAUUCGAACAAUUACGUGGUCCAACACGGAGACAGGAUUGUAAAGAAACACGCUGACGCAAUAAAACCACGACACACCCCCGUUAUAAGGAUGGAACGAAAAGCAAUCACUAGUCCGCAAAAAACGCUGUUAACCAGAGAGAUAGCUCGCUCUGACAUUAAGUUCCAGAAGCUGCAUGAAACAAGGGAAAGACGGAGAAUGAAUGCACUAAACCUAGGAGUUCCGAACGGCAACAGACUUGAGGCUGUGGCGAAACCAGCGUCCCCAGUCAGGGAUACCUCACCGUCUAAAGUGACUGAGCGUCCUCAACCGAAAGUUGCUUCCCCCCUGAAAACCAACGACAAGCAAGUCCGGGUGUCUGAGUUGUCCAAACCUACAGCUACAGGUGGUGCACCCUUACCUGAACCGCGUUUGAGACCAACCAGAAGUGCUAAGAGUGAUGCUAUCACUAAAAUGAAAACCAUGAGUUAGAAUGAGUAAUCACGAACUGAAAUCAUUGUAAACCCGUAUGUUGUAAUAUUUGUCAAACCGCUGUUUUUAUCACAUUUUUAGAGUCACUCAUUAUUUUAAAUUUUACAGAUUUCCUGAUUUAACUUAUGUAUUUUAAUAAUUCGACAGAGAACGUGGCUAAUCCAAUUUUAUGGAAAUAUAAGUUACAAGUUUUUAACGUUUAAGAAGCAA
Messenger RNA from Bolinopsis microptera, 1327 nucleotides. RefSeq lists its product as uncharacterized. Gene Ontology annotation, molecular function: nucleic acid binding. The record is from RefSeq and is a predicted model, not a curated record. Lineage: Eukaryota; Metazoa; Ctenophora; Tentaculata; Lobata; Bolinopsidae. The transcript has a single exon. The coding region runs from base 53 to 1117 and encodes 354 amino acids. Gene Ontology annotation, biological process: DNA integration.